AUGGAUCUUGACGAUUGGGAGUUCCACCAAUGGCUGUGUGACACCUCGGAUCAUAACCCGGGUGAAAUCACAGACCUGAUGAAUAUCAUCUGCAGCGAUGUGCGAAUAAACCAGAUGAAAUUUACAAAUUACGGCGGACAUUUUUGGGAUACGACGGGACAUGAAAAUAUAGAAUGUCCAUUGAAAUUUACCAAGCAACCUACUCCUAAGACGAGCACAAAUGCACCAUCGUCGAGGAACAAGCCACAAGCGUCAAGUAGCAGGACACAACCAUCUAGUAGUGGAACGCCACAACGAACCGAUAAUCGAGAUAACCGAGACCUUUAUGACACUCCUCCACCAGCUCCAAAAUUAUCCCGCUCAAAGAAACCCAGUACAAAUCCACCUGCAAAAGGAUAUGCAUCAGGAGGAUGGAGAAGCGUGAAUGAUCCAGAGCAGGGCAGCGACGACGCUCACCAUCUAGUUCCCGCGAGCCCGAAUCACGCACAGAAGAAACCUGAUCAGAGGGAUCGACGACAAGAUGCCGCUUUUAUGUCUCGCGCCUCGGAUAGCAAUACUAGUAGACCAAUGACGAAACGACCUGCUAUGACGUCUGAGAGGAAGAUGAUAGUAGGCGAACGAGAGAGGGAAUUGUCGCUUUGUAAAUCUAAGAUACCGCGUGAUUCUCGCAUUUCAAAUUGA
This is a messenger RNA of Botrytis porri, 681 nucleotides long. RefSeq lists its product as uncharacterized. The coding region runs from base 1 to 681 and encodes 226 amino acids. The transcript is spliced from 3 exons. The record is from RefSeq and is a predicted model, not a curated record. Lineage: Eukaryota; Fungi; Ascomycota; Leotiomycetes; Helotiales; Sclerotiniaceae.